Scleropages formosus (Asian bonytongue) is the source of this 2705-nucleotide messenger RNA. RefSeq lists its product as uncharacterized. Lineage: Eukaryota; Metazoa; Chordata; Actinopteri; Osteoglossiformes; Osteoglossidae. The transcript has 17 exons. The record is from RefSeq and is a predicted model, not a curated record. Gene Ontology annotation, biological process: immune response. Bases 951 to 2705 code for a protein of 584 amino acids. Gene Ontology annotation, molecular function: GTP binding.
GAACGAAAGCCAGCGGGACAGAAGAACAGCGUCCGACGUAAAGAGAGCAUGUGACGGUGGAGGUCGCUGUGGUGGAGCUGUUGCCGGGCACGGGUGUCCAGGGGGAUCCCGGGGAAGCGCACGCUGUGACGAAGAUGGCAGAAAAGAGAUGCGAGGUGCCACUGGAGAUGGGCGAGCAGGUUGAGUGGGGUCUCCCUGCACCCAUAGAAACUGCGGCAGAAGAAGGCAGCAAAACAGCACUGCUUUCCUGAGGAGGUAGGAGGACGUAGAGCAGUGUGCCUCGUCUGUAGACAGGCAGGGCUCCGUGGCGGAGGUGAGCGAACCCACCAACGCGAAUUUGUCCGCGGCGCAAGAUUCUUUCAUGCAGAAAGCGUCCAGCCUGCCUGGAGCCCCAACGAGCUAUUUAAAGUUAGAGCGGCAUGGCGGAGGAAACGCCGCAAAAGGAGGGUUGCGCAACGAGGAGCAGCUGGUUUUACGAGCGUCACGGCAGGCUCGGCGUGUGGCGAAGCGACAGAGAAAUGAGCGGCAAGUAGGGCGGCUUGCCCUCCCCGGUCCUCCUCCGAAAGGCGACUGAGCAGCAAGGCGUGCGGAAAGACGACCAGGGCUGCAAGGCAGAUGUUCACCCCCGACGACGGAGCUGGAACAGCGUGGAGUGGCUACAGAGACUCGACCUGACGGUUCCGUGCAAGAAGGUCGGCAAAAACCACAGGGGCGCCACCAAGAAGUCCACCUCUGGGACCAGCGGAACGUGACUCUCUUCUCUCAAGAAUGGAGGAAGGGUGAGUCCUAUUGGAGCAUAGGUGGCGUCCACUAAACAGGCGUGGGAAUACUUUUUGGGGACCGCGCCUUUGAGAAGAGCUGUUUCCUCGCAUCAUUUUACUGAGAGCUGUUUCCUCGCAUCAUUUUACUGAGGUCUGGUAACUGAAGUCUGGAAAGUCUGAAAACUUAAGAUGGGAGGCUCUUCGUCCAAACCUCAAACACCUCAGCAAGUGUACAGGCCUCCUCCCAGUCCUGUAGUAAAUGAAUCUGAAAAACUUCUUGAUAAACCAUGGAGGGACAUUGAAUGGACUGCAGUGAGAAAGGAAAAACUGUUAAAUGAAAUCAAGAGGUACAAGCCCAGUGUCAGUUCAGUGAAACAGGCACGGAUUCUGCUGGUUGGUCCGAUUGGUGUUGGAAAGUCCAGCUUCUUCAACUCCAUCAACUCUGUCUUUCAUGGCCAUAUUACCAGCCAAGCUGUGACAGGCACCACUUUAGAAAGCAGCGUGACCCUCAAGUUUCGCACUUACCAGGUUGAGGCAGGUCAAAAUGGUGAACCUCUGCCAUUCAUCCUGUGUGACACCAUGGGACUAGAGGAGGGCCUAGCACAAGGGCUGAAUAUUGAAGAUAUUCCUAACAUUCUGAAUGGUAAAAUUGGAGACAGGUACCAGUUCAAUCCUGUAUCACCUCUCGAAGACAGCAAUUCCAGGAACCCAGAGAAACUGGAAGACAAGAUCCACUGUGUUGUAUAUGUUCUCGAUGUAUCCAAAAUGGGACUCAUUCCAGAAAAGCUGAUUGACAAAAUUCGUGCAGUUCGAAAGAAAGUCAAUGAAUUUGCUGUUCCUCAGGUGUUGCUUCUGACCAAAGUGGAUCAAACAUGCCCCCCCGUAGAGAAAGACAUACAGAAAGUGUAUCACAGUGUAUACCUGCAAGCAAAGAUCAAGGACGCAAGUGCUCGUCUGGGCAUACCACUGCUUUCUGUGUUUCCAGUGAAAAACUACACCCGCGAGGUGGAGCUUCAGCAAAAUGAUGACAUCUUGCUACUUAGCGCUCUUCAGAAAAUACUUCAUUUUGCUGAUGACUACAUGAGGGACAUGAAUGACAAAAAACUUAUUAGACGUCUUGAAGAACCAUGGAGGAAAAUUGUGUGGAAAUCAGAGAAAAAGAAUGAGCUGAUAAAUGAAAUCAAGAGGUACAAACCCAGUAUCAAUUCAGUGAGUCAGGCACGGAUUCUGCUGGUUGGUCCUGUUGGUGCUGGAAAGUCCAGCUUCUUCAACUCCAUCAGCUCUGUCUUCCAUGGUUAUGUUACCAACCAAGCCAUCUCAGGCAAUUCUGGUGAUGGUGUGACAACCCAGCUUCUUCCUUUCAGGAUUAAAGCAGGCGAGGAUGGCAAGCCACUCUCAUUCAUUGUGUGCGACACCAUGGGGUUGAAAGCGGCUCCAGGUGAAGGAGUGCAUGUUGAAGACAUUUGCAACAUUCUGAAGGGGCAUGUUCCUGAUCGGUAUAAGUUGAAUACAGCAUCACCCUUGAAAGAAGAUGACCCUCAGUUCGACAAAUCAGUGAAACUGCAAAACAAGAUCCACUGUGUAGUAUAUGUGAUAGAUGCCUCUAAAGUCACAGACAUGCCUGAGCAGCUGAUGAAAAAAAUUGCUGCUAUUCGACAGAAUGCCAAUGAGAUUGGAGUCCCCCAGCUACUUAUCCUGACCAAAGUGGAUGAAGCAUGUAUUUAUGUGAAGAAGGACAUACAGUAUGUGUACCGCAGUCCAUAUAUAAAAAAGAAGAUCCACGAGGCGAGUGAUCAACUGGGCAUACCAGUGUCUUGUAUAUUUCCAGUGAAGAACUAUACCCAUGAGACUGACCUGGAGGAGAACUGUGACAUCCUGCUGCUGAGCAUUCUUCAGCAAAUUCUCCGUUUUGCAAACAAUUACUUUGACAGUAUCUACGACUGA